GUGAUAAAUAAGACAUUGCACAUAUUUGCGCAUCGUCAAUUCAAACUCAAUUGCGUUUUAUACUCGGUAUCGCAUCUCGACGCAUUCGCUGCAGGCGCAAUUGACUUACAAAUUCAAAGGUUAUUUGCAAUCGCAGACAGACCUUCACUGAUAUAAUACGCUAGAAGUAAGCAAGUGACAAUGUAAUUAGUUCACGUGUUCUUCCGUUUUUUAAAAAUAUGCAGUUUAAAGUGUAACGGAGAAAUAUAUUCGGAGGUAGAAAGUAGAGUCAAAAAACCACUUGCAUAGUUCGAUUCGGCGAUGUGGUUCAAGUUUGGGUCGUUCGUCGUAGUUUGGUUACAUGAGAAAAAUUAAUUAAAUUGCAUUUAUUUCUUGUCUUUUGAUGAAUGUAGACGGAAUGUCGAUUCGGCAGAAAGUGAAUCAAAAGCAGAUUUUCCUGACAAUGAGAUCAUUUGAUUGAUUAGCUACAAUCCCUUAUUAACGUUUUCUUUCCUCAUGUGUCAGCCGAUAGUAAAUCUACGAUCAUUCGCUUAUCAAAUCUCUUAUGAAUAACGUUUCUGAUCAACUAUUCCGAAUGCGACAGUGGUAAGUCGUUUUUCAAGUUCUCAUGCAAACACGCAUGGUUGGAUCAGAUAACUUUGUAACUAAUACGCAGGCCACGUCGUUCCGCAAUGUUGACUUGUUAUCAUCGUUGGUUUCUCUCUCAUUCAACUGAAUGCUGCUGGAUUAGUAAAUUCCCAAGUCUUAUGUACACACAUUUCACACUUUAUUUGGUAAUUGUUUCAAUACCAUUCGCUAAGUCUGUGUUCAACGUAUUGCGUUUUGUUUCCCUGAUGUUCUACUUAAAUCUUGUUAGUUGAAUGUUUGAAUCGAUUUAUCAAGGUCUUAAGGACCAUUGAACACGAGGUUUCAUCGCUAUUCACUUUUCAUAACAAUUGUUGAUGAUUGCUAGGCAUGAAAAAUGGUUGAAAAAAAACGACGAAUAUGUAAGUUUUACUGCUACUUUGAUAGUUUAGAUUUCUUCCUGUACUUAUUGUCGUCUCAUUUUAUCUGCUCAAUUACCUUUACGAUAUGAGCUACACUGUUUACAUCGUAAAUAACCUCUUCAGACGAUGCUGUUAAAACUCGAACGUUCUGCAUAAAUAAUUUCAUAUCUUUGAGAGACAUCGUCUCGUCUUGUUACCUUCGCUCCAAACUGCGGGAUCAUUUAAUUGCAAAAAGUGAAAGCAAACGAUGGAAAAAGAUCCGAGGAAAAGCAUCGAUUCGGAAAGGAACGAACGGUUGAACGCGUAUUCGAAAGGCAAAGCGAGAUACCUCCUCAGACAAACUAUGACAGCUCUUGGUCCAAUCCUGAGCACCAUGGCUGCCGGCAUGACGUCCGGCUACAGUGCGGUUCUGCUUCCUCAACUAACCUUGAACAACUCAACGGAUUACAACGCAACGUCGAAAAGCCCGACGGAUUACCUGAAUAUGAAGCAGCUGACGGUUGAGGGUACCGAAGAAGUUUCAUGGAUCGCGGCAUCGGCUGCUCUUUCGAUGGCUCCAGGAUGCUGGAUUUCCGGAGCCAUGAUGGAGAAGUUCGGUAGACGAACAUCGCUGCUGCUAUUCAGUCCAGUAUUUUUUAUCGGAUGGUUGAUAGUUGGGCUUGCGCCCAGUCUGGUUUGGCUGCUGGUCGGCAGAGUUGUGAUCGGAUUUUGCACCGGAAUAAUGGGCCCUCUAAGCCCGGUAUUUAUAGCGGAAACAAGCGAGCCGCGUUUGCGAGGAAUUCUUCUAUCCGGUAUCAGCCUUGCAAUAGCGGUGGGCAUUCUUGUCUCGCAUAUUUUUGGCACUUGGCUACAUUGGCGACUGUCAGCCAUUAUGUGCGGAGUUUUCCCCAUCUUCUCUUUACUCCUUUGCCUUGUUGCGCCUGAAAGUCCCACGUGGCUAGUCAAGAGAGGUGAACAUGUAAAGGCUCGCAAGACCUGGCAGUACCUCAGAGGAGAUAAUUACGAGCACGAGUUCGAGGCCUUGACGUAUGGAAGUGCGAAUAAUCCUGAGGUCAACGAAGCUGCGAAUGGACUCGACGCUUCGAUGGAGUCGAAGCCACUUCAGGAUCACGCGCCUACGCGCGGCUGGAAGAACGAUGUGAUUUCCAGAAGCUUCCUCAUGCCCCUCUUCAUACUCAACGUCUUUUUUUUCACUUCCCAGUUCUCCGGGAUUAACGCGGUAGCCUUUUACAGCGUGAACAUGCUCGCGGAAGUUUCCGGCCCUGAAAACGCCUACACUGCAACACUCGUUCUCGACUCGAUUCGCCUCGCCUUUGGUGCCAUUGCCUGUUGGCUGACGAAGAAUUACCCCAGGAGAUCUAUGACCAUUAUUUCCGGUCUCGGAUCAGCGCUGAGUCUCCUUCUGCUCAGCGGUUCGCUCUUCACAGAUCUCGGAAAACCAUGGCUUCCGAUCUGCUGCCUGUUCGCCUACACGUGCACAAGCUCCAUCGGUCUGGUUCCACUGCCCUGGCUACUGUGUGGCGAACUUUUUGGAGCCUCCGUGCGAGGCCUUGGCUCUGGAAUAAGCUCUGGUUUUGCCUUCAUGUGCUUUUUUGUAGUUGUGAAGAACGCACCGUCCAUGAUGGACAUUCUUGGACCGUCCUGGACUUUCUGUUUUUACGGUAUCAUCGCUCUGAGUGGAACCAUCUUCCUUAUCGCAUUCCUUCCGGAGACAAAGGAUAAAACUUUACAGGAGAUUGAAGAUCGCUUCGCCAAACCGUUCAACGAGAAGCGAAACAUUUAGCUGACUCAUUCGUGCAAUUUUUUUUUUUUUGUAACAAACAACACAAAUUGAAUUUGA
Neodiprion fabricii is the source of this 2826-nucleotide messenger RNA. RefSeq names its product facilitated trehalose transporter Tret1-2 homolog. The record is from RefSeq and is a predicted model, not a curated record. Gene Ontology annotation, biological process: transmembrane transport. Gene Ontology annotation, cellular component: membrane. Gene Ontology annotation, molecular function: transmembrane transporter activity. The transcript has 2 exons. Lineage: Eukaryota; Metazoa; Arthropoda; Insecta; Hymenoptera; Diprionidae. The coding region runs from base 1234 to 2769 and encodes 511 amino acids.